AUGCAGUACUUGCAUAUCCUGGGAUUCUUGCUCUUUUUGGCCGCUUCUGGUUCGACUUUCGAUCGGGAUAAUCAAUUCUAUGGACUGCGAAUUUCUAAGGACCAUGCCGGGCAGCUGACGUUGCCGGAACCAAGACCGGAUUCUGUGGAACUUUUGCAAUACAGGGUAUCCACACGUCAGUCCUUCACGCCAUUUGAGAGGCGUGUGAUACGUUUACUACGUAAGCUGGGCUUAUUGAAAAGCGAUGCUGAAAAGGUGCUGGAUGCCCUCGAAAAGGACAAGGAUCUCUUGCGAAGAUUGAAGAAGUUACUCGACGAGGUCGACAAGGAACACGAGACCGAUGACUUCCUUGAAGAUUUCUUCGAUGUCAUUUUUUCGAAGAAAUUAUAAGCCGCUUUCGUUCAGUUGUCAAUUACUACUUAAUGGAGUGAUAUUCAAAUAAGUCAAAUUAAUCGUAGGCCCGCUUAUCUCGAUCGAUAACAAUAUUGCCGAUUAUACCGAUUACAAGCUAGUAAAUGAGUGAAUGAGUUAUCAGAA
Molecule: messenger RNA, 537 nt
Organism: Drosophila yakuba
Lineage: Eukaryota; Metazoa; Arthropoda; Insecta; Diptera; Drosophilidae
Exons: 1
Coding region: 1-390 (129 amino acids)
Source: RefSeq, a predicted model, not a curated record